ACAGGGGAUGCGUCCAUCAAGAUAGCCUCUAUAAAUCCCCCUCUUUCUACACAAAUCAUAGGCAUCCUUAGAUCAAAGAUGGGAUCUCAUGUAGCUGGUAAAACCCACGCCCUAUGCGUCCCCUUCCCUGCACAAGGGCACAUAAAGCCCAUGAUGCAGCUAGCCAGGCUCUUGCAUUCCAAAGGCUUUUACAUAACAUUUGUCAACUCUGAGUUCAUCCAAGAUCGGAUUACUGAAGCAAACGGUCAAGUUGCGGCCACCGGAUUCGAUGAUUUUCUGCUAGAAACAAUACCCGAUGGGCUACCCUCGUGCCAUGGAAGGACCACAAAUGUGAUUGAGCUUUGUGAGUCAACUAGGAAGAACAUGAAGGCUCCCUUUAGGGAACUCAUGACUAGGCUCAAGUGUAGUCUAGGUGUGCCUGGCGUGACGUGUGUGAUCUCCGAUGGGCUUAUGAACUUCACUCAAGAGGUUGCCGAGGAGUUUGGGGUCCCAAGAGUGACCUUUUGGACCACGAGUGCUUGUGGAUAUUGGGCGUACCUUCAGAUUCCUGAGCUCAUAGAGAGAGGAUACGCACCCCUCAAAGAUUUAAGCAGCCUUGCUGAAGGGUACUUGGAAACCACUCUAGACUGGGUUCCAGGAAUGCCCAAUGUUUGUUUCAAGGACAUGGUAUCUGUUGUUAGGACCGCUGAUCCAGAUGACUUCCUUCUUAACUAUAGCAUAACAGAAUCUCAGAUGGCACUGAGGACUUCGGCCCUCAUUCUCAACACAUUUGAUGAUUUGGAGAAGGAUGUUAUUAAAGCUAUGAGAUCUCGAAUCGCUUGCCCACUUUACACAAUCGGUCUUCUUCUAACCUUUAGCAAACACGAAUCCAAAGGAGAGGAUAAGUCUAUUCUGACGAGUUUGUGGAAAGAAGAGAAUGAGUGCUUGGCUUGGCUCGAUAAACAACAAUUUAUGUCGGUUUUAUAUGUGAACUUUGGUAGCGUCGCGGUGCUAACUCUUGAUCAACUCAAUGAGUUUGCUUGGGGCCUUGCUAAUAGCCAUAAACCCUUCAUAUGGAUCACUCGUAGAGAUCUCAUGAUGGGUGAAGCCGCUAUUUUGAGCCAAGAGUUCAUGGAUGAAAUUAAGGAUAGGGGGUUGAUUGCAAAUUGGUGCAACCAAGAACACGUGCUUUCUCACGCUUCAGUGGGUGGGUUUUUGACGCAUAGUGGUUGGAACUCUAUUCUUGAGGCCAUCUGCAAUGGUGUGCCUGUCAUAUGUUGGCCAUGUUUGGGAGAGCAACCAACCAAUUGUAGGUAUGCCUGCACUGAGUGGGGUUUUGGCAUGGAGAUAGACAACAAUGUCAAAAGGGAAGAGGUGGAGGACAAAGUGAGGAUGUUGAUGGAAGGGACGAAGGGAAAGGAGAUGAGGACCAAAAUAAUGAAGUGGAAACAGAUAGCAGAGAAGGCUAUCAAACCAGGAGGCUCCUCUUAUGAGAAUCUAAAUGCUUUAGUGAGGGAAGUCCUUUUUAAGAAUUAUGAGAACAAUUAGAUAUUUAAUGUUCUUCAUAUCAUUUUAUCCUAUGCUAUGUAUUAAGAAUUCGCAGUUGUGACCAAGUUUUUGUAUUAAAUUUAUGUGAUUGAAGCUCUUGUGGCGAUUAUGUUUCGCCAUUGUUACAAGCCCAUGUCUAGGUUUGAGCUGACCUUUUUGAAGUUUAUUCCAUUUAUGUCAGAUUGAAUCUGACGAGCUUAUCAUGGG
Molecule: messenger RNA, 1734 nt
Organism: Amborella trichopoda
Lineage: Eukaryota; Viridiplantae; Streptophyta; Magnoliopsida; Amborellales; Amborellaceae
Product: 7-deoxyloganetin glucosyltransferase
Molecular function (GO): quercetin 3-O-glucosyltransferase activity; quercetin 7-O-glucosyltransferase activity
Source: RefSeq, a predicted model, not a curated record